Messenger RNA from Manacus vitellinus (golden-collared manakin), 2538 nucleotides. Its product is annotated as cytosolic purine 5'-nucleotidase. NCBI's taxonomy places the organism in Eukaryota, Metazoa, Chordata, Aves, Passeriformes, Pipridae. The transcript has 17 exons. Gene Ontology annotation, molecular function: 5'-nucleotidase activity. The record is from RefSeq and is a predicted model, not a curated record. The coding region runs from base 457 to 1866 and encodes 469 amino acids.
GAGGGCACAUGGAGGGGGGGAGGCAAGACCCAAGGGAAGGGCACUGGGGUUCAGGUACGGGAGAGGAAUCUUGGGGGGAGUCAGGAAGGGAGCGGAGCCCCUGGGGGUCACCCCACGUAGACAUAUCAGGUGUGGGGGCAGGCCAAAACAGGGGCCCACAGUCCCCCUCCCACGCAUCCCCCUUCCUGCCCCCCCCAGCUUCAUUUCCAUCUCAAAAGCCCAUUUUUCUGCUCCAAUAACUCGCUAUGGGGCCCUUGAGCUGGGGCAGGCACACGACCCUCACAGAGCACUGACCAGGGACCAGGAUGGGGGAACACAUCCCCAUCCCCUCCUUUGUGCCAUCCCCAGCCCUAAACACCCCCUCUUCCCCAUAACUCCUCCCCCCACCCGAUUACCCCCAGGAUCUUUGUCAACCGGAGCCUGGCGCUGGAGAAGAUCAAGUGCUUUGGCUUUGACAUGGACUACACCUUGGCCAUGUACAAGUCCCCUGACUACGAGGAGCUGGCUUUUGCCCUGUUGCUGGAGCACCUUGUCGCCAUUGGGUACCCCCCCGAGAUCCUCGCCUACAAGUAUGACCCCACGUUCCCCACUCGGGGGCUGGUGUUCGAUGCCCUGUAUGGGAAUCUGUUGAAGGUGGAUUCCCAUGGGAACCUGCUAGUCUGUGCCCAUGGCUUCCGCUUCCUCAAGGGAGCCGAAAUCCUCCACUAUUACCCCAAUAAGUUUAUCCAGCGGGAUGACAUGAAGCGCUUCCACAUCCUCAACACGCUCUUCAACCUCACGGAGGCCCACCUCUAUGCCUGUCUUGUGGACUUCUUCACCAACUGCUCCAGAUACGUAAACUGUGAUACCGGCUACAAACACGGGAACCUCUUCAUGUCCUUCCGCAGCAUGUUCCAGGAUGGCUGUCUGAAGGAGAAGACGCUGGAGAACCUGGAGAAAUACGUGGUGAAAGACCCCCGUGUGCCACUGCUGCUGAGCCGCAUGAAGGAGGUGGGGAAGGUCUUCCUGGCCACCAACAGUGACUAUACAUACACAGAUGCCAUCAUGUCCUACCUGUUUGACUUCAGAGAUGGGGACAAGGCGGACACCCCGCAGCGCCCCUGGAGGUCUUAUUUUGACCUGAUUGUGGUGGACACCCGCAAGCCCCUCUUCUUCGCUGAGGGCACCGUCCUGCGCCAAGUCGACACGGACACAGGGAAGCUGCGCAUUGGGACGUACACCGGCCCCCUCCAGCACUGCACCGUCUACUCUGGCGGCUCCUCAGAUGUGGUGUGUGACCUCCUGGGCGUGAAAGGCAAAGACAUCCUUUACAUGGGGGACCACAUCUUCGGGGACAUCCUCAAGUCCAAGAAGCGGCAGGGGUGGCGCACCUUCCUGGUGGUGCCUGAGCUGGCCCGUGAGCUGCAGGUCUGGACAGAGAAGAGCGAGCUGUUUGAGGAGCUGCGGAGCCUCGAUCUCUUCCUGGCCGAGCUGUACCAGCACUUGGACAGUGGCAGCAGCGAGCGCCCAGACAUUAGCUCCAUCAAGCGUCGGAUCCAGAAAGUCACACAUGAGAUGGACAUGUGCUACGGGAAGAUGGGCAGCCUCUUCCGCUGCGGCUCACGCCAGACGCUCUUCGCCAACCAGUUGAUGCGCUACGCAGACCUCUAUGCCGCCUCCUUCAUCAACUUCCUCUACUACCCCUUCAGCUACCUCUUCCGGGCACCCCCUGUCCUGAUGGCACAUGAGUCAACAGUGGAGCACACUCGGCUGGACUCGGGGGAGGUUGGCACAGCCCUGCCCCCCUGGCUGGCCCGGCAUAGCCACCCUGGCCAGCAGGUCCCCCAAGACUCCAGCGGGGAGGAGGAGGAUGAUGGAGAAGCCUGAGCCCACCCCAGCACUAAUGGCUGCUGCUCUGGCAGGUGCCAGCCCCACAGGAGGGCAUUUGAUGGCCCUGGACCACUUGCACUGCCAGACCAAAGCCACCCAUGGUCAGCUGCCACCUUUGAUGGCCACAGGAUGAUUGGUGGCCCUGCCCAUGGCCCCCAUCACACCUGUCCUUAGGCUGUGGGGCCCUUCUCUCGACUGUGCCUGGAGCCAGGAGAGGGCCCCCCCAAUUCUGCUGGCUGCCCUGUGCCCCCACUUUAACUAACAUCCUUCCUGCCAGCUCAAUGGCAGUCUGGGGCCACCCAAUGCCAGGGUGAGCGGGCAGUGUUGCUGCUCCGGUAUCACUGGAGGCCCGCUGCACCAGUCAGGGCCCCUGCAGCUCCUGUCCCUCCAGCCUCUCCACUGUGGCCCUGGGUGCAGGGGGAGGCUCCGGAGGUGACAGCUGCUCUGUGGGAACUCCCUUCACCUGCUGUUCCUCUCUUCUGUUUGCUACCCUUUUCUAUUUAUAAAAGAUACUCAAACUCCUGGCACCACAGAGACAUAAAAUUGGCUGUUUUAAAGGAAAACUGCUUUGUCCCUGCACCUGGGAGGUGGGGGCAAAGGGCAAUUCCCAGCAGCUGGGACAAGCACGAGCCCCUGGGCAGAAGGUGGCAGCCCCGGGUCACCUCUCCU